Messenger RNA from Mobula hypostoma (lesser devil ray), 788 nucleotides. RefSeq lists its product as uncharacterized. The record is from RefSeq and is a predicted model, not a curated record. Lineage: Eukaryota; Metazoa; Chordata; Chondrichthyes; Myliobatiformes; Myliobatidae. Gene Ontology annotation, cellular component: membrane. The transcript is spliced from 6 exons. The coding region runs from base 7 to 621 and encodes 204 amino acids.
CCGGGAAUGUCUCAGCCGUCCCCGCCGCCCACCGUCGUCAUCGACCCGACUGUGGCCCCGGACUCUGCGCGGGUGAAGUCGCCAACGGUGGCGUCGCGGACCCGCCUGCGGACCAUGGAGGGGGCGCCCGACGGCCGCCUCAGCUGGAUCAGCGUCUCCCACUACAACCUGGCGCGCCUCACCCUCACCGAGAGGCUGCACCUGGAACUGAGGGACCUCGGGGCGAUCGAGAUCCUGGUCGGCGUGAUCGAGAUGCUUUUUGGUGUCCCGCUGCUGUUCGCCGAGAGUUACUCCUACCCGGCGAUGAUCGGCAUCCCCUGGGUCGCCGGCAUCUGGUACGUCCUGGCCGGCUCGCUGGUGAUCCACCUGAUCCACUCCCGCACUCUCUUCCACAAGCGGCUGAUCCUGGUGACUCAGGUGUUGAGCAGUCUGGCAGCCAUGAUCUCCUGCAUCAUCCACAACCUGUCGCUCUUCUACCUACCCACCACUCCCUACCACUAUUUCAUGACCGCUCCGUUGCUGCUGUCACUGUUCCUGAUGCUGUUCUCGGUCCUACACUUCAUCAUCUCCUUGCUUAUCUGCUACCUGUACAUCAGCCUCUUGGAUCACAACAGCUGGUAACGGGGCUUCCACGGGUUCGGAGCGCGGCCGGGAGAUGGCGUCCGGUCCGUGAGAGCGCACGAAGACGAAUCGUGGGUGCAGACGGCAGGGGAACGGGGGAGCCACACUUCCCGUCGCAGUCGUGACCCUUCCCCCUUCACCCUGACCCCCACCCAGAGCACUCGGAG